This is a messenger RNA of Setaria italica (foxtail millet), 1998 nucleotides long. RefSeq names its product F-box/kelch-repeat protein SKIP25. Gene Ontology annotation, molecular function: protein binding. The transcript has a single exon. The record is from RefSeq and is a predicted model, not a curated record. The coding region runs from base 419 to 1702 and encodes 427 amino acids. Lineage: Eukaryota; Viridiplantae; Streptophyta; Magnoliopsida; Poales; Poaceae.
AGCCGGCCGGCCUCCCCUCCCUUCCCGCGUUUCCGGAAUUGCGGCGGAGAAGCAGAGGAACUGGACGACUGGAGGAGCACUGGCUGCUGAUUCGCUCACGCCCAGGCGGCAGCUGCCCUGCUUGCCGGUGCUGGCCUGGCCUGUCCACCACCACUUGCUUCAAUGCUUGAUGCUGCCUGCUCGCCUUCCCCAUGCCAUGCACAUGCCCUCCUCCUCUUCCUCUUCCUCCUCCACAUACAACUAGCCCUCCUCCCUCCUCCGACCUUCCCCUGCCAUACGCCGGCACCUUUCCAGAUUAAUUGCGCCACGCCACGUCGCCCUCGGCCACCACCACAUCCAUACGCGCGCCAUAUAAUACUAUCGCCGUGCGAGCGGAAGCAAGGGCCUGGUACUAGUAGCGCUCCCCCGCCCGCCCCGCAUGGCUGCACCCGCCGCGGCCAAGCGCCCCUGCUGGCCCCCCGCCGCCGCCGCCGAGCCCAACAAGCGCCACCGGACGGCCGCCGCCGCGCCCAUGGACGACGCCGCCGCCGCCGCGGAGGCGGACCGGUCCCGGGCGCACGCGCAGCAGCGGCAGCCGUGGGAGCGGCACCCGCAGCAGCAGCCCCUGCUCCCGGGCCUGCCGGACCACCUGGCCCACCUCUGCCUCGCGCCGCUCCCGCCGCGUCUCCUGCACACCGUCUGCCGGCCCUGGCGCCGCCUGCUCUACUCGCCGUCGUUCCCGCCGUUCCUCUCGCUCUACGCGGUCCUCGACGGCGGUGCCGAUGCCUCCGGCGCCGGCGUCUCGUUCGCAGCCUACGACGCCGUCGCGGGGCGCUGGGACGAGCUGCCGGCGCCGCCGAUGCCGUCGCCGCCGCCGAGGCUCUGGCACCCGUCCUUCCUCUCCCGCCGCCUCCCGCUCCAGUCCGUGGCCGCCGCGGGGCGCCUCGUCCUCGUCGCGGGCUCCACGCGGUCGCUCAGCCCGGCGCUGCCCCGCCCCGUGGUGUUCGACCCGUCCGCACCGUCGCCGCGGUGGCGGCUCGGCCCGCAGUUCCCGUUCGCGCCGCGCCGGUGGUGCGCCGCGGGGAGCGCAAGGGGGCGCGUGUUCGUGGCGGGCGGGGUGGGCGCGGGGUACGACGCCAACGACGCCCGGUCCGGCGCGGUGUGGGACCCGGCGUCGCCGGCCGCGGCGUGGGAGCCGCUCCCGCCGAUGCGGGACUGCCGGUUCAGCCGCGACGCCGCCGAGGCGGUCUGCUCCGGCGGGAAGGUCUGCAUGGUCAGCCUCCGCGGCCGCGGCGCCAAGGAGGGCGCCGUGUUCGACCUAGCCGCCGGGCGGUGGGAGGACAUGCCGCCGGGGAUGCUCGCCGGAUGGAAGGGCUCGGCCGCCGCCGUGGCGCCCGCCGGCGGCGCCGAGACGAUCUUCGUGGUGGACGAGGAGCGCGGGGCGCUGAGCGCUUACGACUGGGGCGGCGACCGGUGGAGGACGGUGGCGGAGUCGGAGCGGCUCAAGGGCGCGGCCGAGAUGGCGGCCGGCGGCGGCAGGGUGUGCGUUGCGGCCGAGGGCGGCGAAAAGGUGAUCGUCGUGGACGUGACGCCGCCGAAGCCACCACGGUGGGCGGGAUCGGGACCGUCGACGGCGCCGCCGCGCAUGUGGGAGGUGGCGGCGCCGCCCGGGAAGCGGGUGGUGGCGCUGCACGUGCUGCCCAGGAUGCCACGGGCGGAGUAGCCAGCCGGCAAAUCCGGCAGCUUCCGGCCGCGCGCCACGUCGGGAACCAUCUGGCUGCAUGCAUAUGGGAUUCGAUACACGUGCUGCUGCUACUACUGUACAGAGCCAUUCGCCUUCCUCCGUCCUCCUGCUCCAUUUUUUGUUGAGAAAUUUCUUCCCGAGUUUGAUUCUUUCGCGUUACAUAAGAGAGAUUCUGUGAGAUGAGAUAGACAGCUUGAACAAGUUUGAAUUGUAAAUCCAAAAUUUGACUUUUCCCGGGGUUUCUUUCCGUGUGAAAAAAAAAAUGAUGCUGUUCG